Messenger RNA from Carcharodon carcharias (great white shark), 9049 nucleotides. RefSeq names its product AT-rich interactive domain-containing protein 2-like. Gene Ontology annotation, molecular function: DNA binding. The record is from RefSeq and is a predicted model, not a curated record. NCBI's taxonomy places the organism in Eukaryota, Metazoa, Chordata, Chondrichthyes, Lamniformes, Lamnidae. The transcript is spliced from 21 exons. Gene Ontology annotation, cellular component: SWI/SNF superfamily-type complex. Gene Ontology annotation, biological process: regulation of DNA-templated transcription. Bases 641 to 5701 code for a protein of 1686 amino acids.
CUGGCGGGUAAUUGCUCGGCCGCUCGGUUUUCAUUGUCUGUGAGGGAAGAGAGAGAGACAGAGAGAAAAAAAAGAAAAAAAUUUGAAAAGAAAUUAAAAUUCGAUUCGUUUUUUUUUCCGAAAAAAUCUAUAAAUUUAACCAAAAAAAGAGAACGGGAGCCGAUGGAGAGAAACGAACCGAACUCCUGCCAAAACCCCCGGCCCUUUGAGAGAAAAAAAGCAGGCGAGAGACGGUGAUGAGGAGAUUAAAAUCUCACCUCCCCCCUCACAGGCUGGCAGGAUUGUUAUAGGAGAGCGGCGGAAAAAAAAAACACGCUCCCCGGUGUAACGAGCGGCACCGAGCUCUGGCUUUGCCGUGCGAGUAACCGGGGCUUCGAUCUCUCGGCGAAGCCUUUUCCUCCCCAAAGCUCCGCUUUAAUUCCCGUCGUGGCCAGCGAUGGCUCGGGCUCCGGCGCCCGACUCUCCGGAGAUGAGGAAGAAGAGACUGUAGAGACUAUAUAUAUAUAUAUAUAUAUAUAUAUAAUAAUCCUAUAAAAUAAGGAUUGAUUUAUCCCGAGAGUUCUCUCUCUGAUUUUUUUUUGUUGUUUUUUAUUUAUUUGGGGAGUAUUUUUUUUUCUGUGUGAGAGAGAGAGGGAUUAUUAUGGCUAAAACUCCGAGUAAAAGCGGCGGUUUGAGGACUGGCAGGAGUUUCCUGGAUGAGCUGCGGCACUUUCACAGGAGUAAAGGGACAUCCUUUAGAAAGAUCCCAAUAAUCGGAGGGAGAGAGUUGGAUUUGAGUGCUUUAUACAGCAGAGUCACCUCACUCGGGGGAUUCGCCAAGGUAACAGAUAAGGGUCUCUGGGCAGAUCUUUUGGAGGAGUUCAACUUUCCAAGAGGUUGCGCCAAUGCAGCUUUUGCUUUGAAGCAGUACUACCUGAGGUACCUGGAGAGUUACGAGAAGUUGCACCAUUUCGGUGAGGAUGACGAAGUACUUACACCGACCAAUUCUCGACCACAGGGUGUAGUCUCUGGGGUUCAUCUGUUUUAUAAUCGGCAUCAGCACAUUAUUCCAGAAAGUGUACGUCGAGGUUAUGGGCUUUUUACAGAAUUUACCACAAUCAGCGACUAUAAUAAAGUGGUGCUGUCUUUACUUUCGGGACUUCCAAAUGAAGUGGAUUUUGCAAUCAACGUUUGUACACUUAUGUCACACGGGAACAAACAAGUACUACAAAUGGAAAAAGAUCCGAAGGUUGUUACACUGCUGCUUGCACAUGCUGGGAUUUUUGACGAUAGUCCAGGGACUUACUUGAAUGUAUAUGAAUCAGAAUGGAAAGUUAAAUCUGGAAGGGACUUCAUAAAGUUUUGGAAAGAGACAGUUGAAGACCAUGAAGUACGGGAGCUUAUUGGAGACAAAAGUCAAAAAUCUAAAGAAGCUGCUAGCGAUGAUCGAUGGGACUCUGUCUUGUUCCACCCUCCACAGAAAUUGGGCAUUAACGACCUAGAAGGGCAAAGGGUGCUGCAGAUAGCAGUUAUUAUCCACAAUCUAUCCAUGGAAGAAGGGAACGCCAAGCUGCUAGCUAACCGAACAUGCCUGCGGUUCCUGCUGUUAUGUGCUCACAAUAGUCACGUCUCACUUAAGCAAAUGGGGCUGGACACACUAGGGAAUGUAAUGGCAGAGCUGCAGUUGGAUCCCAUCGACUUCCAAAGUACCCAGGUGAUUUUUCACACCAUUACAAAAUGCCUUUACUCUACAGACAAAUGGUUUCGAAUUCGAGGAAUGGAAAUCUUGGCUAACCUCUGUAAAAUUGAGGAGAAUGUAGAUAUUAUCUGUGAGUGUGUGGAACAGGAAUCUUAUCGAGAGAUUGUGAACCAUUUGUCUCUCCAAGAUAUUUUGCUGUUACUGGCCAGCCUGGAAGCUCUGUAUAUGCUGUCGAGCCUGGGAGAGGUGACCUGCACCAAGAUCAUCAAAGUGGAGAGAAGCAUCGAUCAGCUUGUUUGCCUAGUGUCUGUGGACAUGCAAAACUUUCCUCCCGAUGCACUAGCAGCAGUCAAGUUAGUAGAACAGCAGAGCACUCUUCAACAGCCUACACCAGAGACGAGUCGGUCAGUCACAACAGAGAAUGUUUCAAACCAGAGCACACCUGUAACAGCAAUGAGGCCUCUUGGAGUCCCUUCUGCCAGCCUGUUGGAAGCAGACAGUGAGACGUUUACAUGCCAGUGGUUGAAUGCCAACUUUGAGGAAAGUGCAGAUAGUUCAAUAUACCGAGUAGACCUAUACUCUGAGUACCUCUCACUGUGCAGUAAACUGGGGAGCAGUGGCAUCCUAACAUCCACAGGGUUCACCAAAUGUCUCCGAUUGACUUUUCCUAACCACACAAUAAAGAAGAUCGAAGAUGCUGGUGCUAAUGGUCAGUCACAAUUUCACGUGGUUGGGAUCAAACGUAGAACUGUACCUCUUCCUGUUGGAACAUUUCAUCAAGAACAGCAAACGCCAAAUCAUUCCUUUGCCACAAUAAAAGCAAGCUCUGCUUCCAGUACAACGGUGAAUCCCAUUGCUGUUGGCAUGACGGUACCUAGCCCAGCUGUUCAAAUGCACAGAACCCUUACACCUACAAGUCAAUCAGUCACGCAAAUCCUCUACACAACCCAGACACAGAGUGUUGCCCAGCUGCCUCCUGGUAUAAGUACUCCUAUCCAGCAGCAUCAAUACUGUACUAUUGCAAGCAAGGUGCCCACACCUAUAGGAGGGAUACAGCCUAAUACUAUCCAGGCAUCUGCUGUUCAUCCAAAUUUUCAUUCUGCAGUAACCACGGUAGUUCCUGGAAAUGCUGUAAUGCAAAUGGCAGCGACCAAAGUCACUACAGCAGUGCAUCUGCCCACUGUGACCACAUCUGUUCAUCUUCCUCAUGUUGCUGUUACUCACCAAUCCCUUGCUGGUCAGCAGUCUAUCUGUUCAACAACAACUGUUCCUGUUCUCCAUCAAACACUGCCUAAUGCUCAGUUUGCUUCACGAAUGCACCCUAUUACAAGUGCUGCCAUAGUUUCUCAAGGACAGCUUAUCCAACCUUCUACUGCCCAACCUGUGCAAGUGCAUCUUCAAUACACAGCAGCUCCCACUACUGUUGUAUCUCCCGCUGCUGUCCAACUGCCGAGCAAUCAGACUUUUACCAUAGCAGGCAGCCACAACUCUGUUUCUUCUCAGACAUUUCAAAAUAUUAGUCCAACACCAUUAACUAUUGUCAGCAAUUCCACCCAGUUUCAACAGCAACAAGGCCAACAAAGCGUCCAAGUGAUAGUUGGACAUCAAGGUCAAGUUUACCCUGCCAGUUUUCAUCAGAUUGUUCUAACAAAUCAAGGUGGAAUUUCUUCUGCCCAGUUACCACCACCCUCCCUGGUGAACCCCAGUACCUGUGGUCAAGUGCUUUCUGUUCAGCAGCCUCCAAUUCAAGUCCAUGUUCAACAACCUUCCAUAGGAGGUACUCAAUCCAGUACUGGUGAAACCAGUGUAAUUAAACAGUUACUACUUCCUAAACCACCACCUCAUUCCCAAGCAGGUAAGCUCCUACUUCCUAUCCCACAAGUGUCAUCUUCUGUUACUAGGGCUCAAAGUCCACAGGUUGUUUAUCAAAUGAUGGCCAACACAGCACCUAGUGUUGGAGUUCAACCCCAGUCUCAGCAGCUGGUUGUAAGUCAGUCAAACUUGCAAAUCUUGCAGCCACAUGGAAGCCUACAAACUGUGCAAAUUAUUCCUGGCCAAUUCAUUUCUACCACCAGCCCUAGCACCAUUCUCCAGGGACCACCUCUGAAUCAACAAGUUACUGUCACUGUCAUACCGAAUACCAAUUUAACCAACACACACGUAACCCAGGUAAAUACGAAACCUGCAAACAGUCUUCCUGGAGAUCACAGUGCAAAACCAGUCAUCAGUACCCAUGUUAUCCAGUCGUCACAUGCUCCAUUCAACCAAAGCAACAUAAAAGUUGAUGAGUUUGAGGGCGAGAAAAACGUUUGUCAGAAUGCUGAGGAUGAUACAAAGAUGCUCAGUUCACAAUCUCAAGAACAAACUGUUGGACUGAUAGAAAAUUCUUUCUUGGGUAAUGCUUACAAUGCAAGCAAUGGACACCUAAAUGGAAGAGUUGAUCAGACUGGGAUGCUACUUAAUGGGGAAAGUAAGAAGGAGAACCCCAGCUCAGGGAUGAAUCAUUGUGGUUUUGUGGAGAGCACAUCAGCUUUCCAGGAAUCGAAAGCUAGUAGCGGGGAAAACUUGACAAAUGGGGAUCCAAUUUUAGAGAAACCUGGUGCAGCAGAAAUGAAAAAUGUUUUAAGAAGGCCUUUGAUCAAUGGGGACUCUGAUUUUGCUAAAGGCGAUCGUUCGCACAUAGGGAAAGAUAUUCCUAAUGAGAAGUCAGUCGCAUCUAACCAUUUGGGAAAUGGGGAAAUUCUUAAUCAAGAGCACCAAGGUGCAAAGUGUCGUCUGGAUGGUGAGAAUAGUCAACCGGGCAAAAUGUGCAAUGGACCUUCUUCAAUUUCCAAUGUGAAAACGCAUGCACACACUACAGUAAUAGUACCAAAUCCUACAGUUCAGCAAGCACACAGGAACUCCGUAUUAACGAGUGGAACUGCAGCAGUCACUUUUAAUGUAACCUUGCCUCAGCCACAUCAUAAUGGCAAUGUAGUUGUACAAUCCAACCCUACAGAAUCUUCUCAAGUGACCACCUGUCAGAGCAGCAAUACACUUUCUGCUUUAAAGCUUUCCACCUGUGAAGGUCAGCCAUAUCGACAAGCCAUCAAGCGGCCUGGUGAGGACACAACUGGCAUUUCCAUGGCAGGUAUCCCAAAUAAAGUAGGGGUGAGAAUAAUGACUGUUAGCGACCCUACAAAAGCUGGUAGCAACACCAUGAUGGUGGCUGUCCCUGCUGGAGCCACCAUUAAUACAGCAACAAUAGCAGGGGUUCCUAAAGUAAGUUCUCCUGCUCCAGUGUCCAGUCAGCAGACAGUAACCCAACACCCACAGUCACAGGUUUCCCCAGCAGUGGAGCAUUGUACGGGAUCCCACAGCUCUCAGGUGCCAGUGUCUGCUCCAGAAACCGAAUCUGCCAAGAAACCCAGCCAGAGCUUCAUGUGUCUUUGGAAAGACUGUAAGAGGUGGUUUGAGACACCUUCCCAGGUGUUUUACCAUGCAGCUACUGAGCAUGGUGGAAAGGAUGUGUACCAAGGUCAAUGUAUGUGGGAGGGCUGUGAGCCACUUCCUCGACAAAGGCUUUCAUUCAUCACACACCUGCAGGAUAAACAUUGUUCAAGGGAGGCAUUGCUUAUUGGACUGAAGAGGUUGGAGCAGAAAGCACAAACGAGCACCUCACAAACUGCAGUAAGGCAUUCUCAAUCAGAUGGUACAGCUCCGACACCCAAGUCUCACAAGGCCUUGGUCAAUCACCCCAGCGCUGCUCUAAUGGCUCUAAGGAAAGGCUCCCGCAACCUUAUUUUUAGGAAUUACUUGGAUGAGAAGGAAGGGCCAAUUGUGAAGCAUAUUCGUUUGACUUCUGCCUUAAUUUUGAAGAAUGUUGCUAGAUACUCAGAGCUUGGGCGAGUGUUGCUGAAGCGGCAUGAGAACCACCUAUCUGUACUGGCCAUCAGUGGUAUGGAGGCUUCCACUGCACUUGCUAAAUGUCUUUUUGAACUCAACUCGCAAGAACAAUCAGAGUCAACAGAAAGCAAACGUUGAGGAAAAACUUGAUACAAUAAAAAUCCAGCAACAGGAAACAAGGGUCAAAGGAGGAAAUGCAAUCAUUGUGCAGAUGAAGAACUGGAACCUUACUGUCUACAUUUUGUACUUGUUUACUAUAACACGAAAUUAAAAGAACUGAUCUUUUUAAAUUAUUGGUUUUGCAGGAAUGUCAACUUCCUGUAACACCUUAGUCUGUCAUCUCGUUCUAGACUUUUCCAUCAGACAGAAGGUUUUGUGACACAGGAAGAAGUGGUCAGUCUAAAAAGAGAACAUUAGCCUGGUCACCCAUACACUCGCACAUACUCUCAUACACAUACUUUCACUCACACACUCGCACCUGUACCCGCUCGCACCCGUACCCGCUCGCACCCGUACCCACUCGCACUCAUACCCACUUGCACCCAUACCCGCUCGCACUCUUGCACCCAUACCCGCUCACACCCGUACCCGCUCGCGUUCUCGCACCCGUACCCGCUCGCGUUCUCGCACCCGUACCCGCUCGCAUUCUCGCACCCGUACCCGCUCGCAUUCUCGCACCUGUACCCUCUCACACCCAUACCCACCCGUACCCACUCGUACCCAUACCCACCCGUACCCAUUCGCACCCAUACCCGUUCGCCCCCAUACCCACCCGUACCCACUCACACUCUCACACCCGUACCCGCUCACACACUCACACACACUAAAAGCAAGAACCUGAACAGAAAAACUGCUGGUAACGGUCUACAGGCACCUGUAAAACUUUGCAGUUAGUCUAGGCACCUGCCUCAGGGAGCCUUCAACUCAUCACUAUUCUUCCUAUGAGAGAGAUCUCUGUGAUUUAAAAAAAAAUGCCCAUGGAUAUAGAAUUUUUGUCCAUAUAUUUAUAAGAAAAAUCUCAUGUUUCAUUUCCCUUUGCAUUUUUUCCAAAAUGUUGCAAAUUAAUUACUCAUUGGAACUUCAGUCAAAACUGCUCAUUGAGUAAGUCUCUCUUUGCCCUAAAAUCCUGCAAAAGCCCAGUUGGCUGCUAGUCAAUGCUCGUGUUUAGAGCUAGAGUCCCUCAGCUUUCUGCCAGGGAAGAGUUUCCUGCAUUCAGAUAUCUGGAUACAGUUUUGCAGUUGACAUUUACGGUUUUAAAAGCUGCAAACUGCACAACACUUGAAGUCUUCCCACUUUGUCCCCUGUUUGAAGUGGUGCAUUUUCCAUUUAUUUAUUAUAUGUAAACUAUCAGAUUUGAUGUCCCCUUUUCAGAGUUAUGUAAAUAUUUGUGAAUAUCGAAAAUGCCUACAUACCAUUGCAGGAGAAUGAAGGGAAGUGAGGUGCAGCAUUGCAAGGAGUGAAAUCUGGGUGAGCGCUAGGAUAGAGCCCAAAUUAGCUAUAGGGCAGAAACAUAGGGUGUCUUUCUGGCCACUGCUGCAGGCAUCCACACUAAGGCAGCUUUGUACCAGUUGUAGUACCAACCUUGUGCCACCAGAUGUUGCCAGCAUGCUUUGAAAGUGUGACACCAUAGACAUUAACAAAGCUUAUCUGGUGGAGAUAAUAUGAGAUUGCAGCAAUUUCACCACUACAGUUAACACUUGUUAAUUGGGACACCAGGGUGAAAUUUAAAUCUUCCUAUUUUUCAGAAAUGUUUUGCUUCAGUAGGGACAAUCAGUACAGCUCUAAAUACGUGGAAUCAAUUGGUGCCUGAGAAAAUAUUCCAUAUGGGAAAAAAAUACUCCCAUUAACCCUUGUCCCCAUUAAUAGCAUGAACUUCAUUUUGUCUUGAUGGCACCUUUUUUUCAGUCAGCUUACAUUCAUUGCACCACUGGCUAACGUGAAGAGUAAGCGCCCACCUAGAAUCAAAGGAUCUAGUUUUUGUAUGUUACCUGCCAUAUGUAUGUAAAAGCAUAUACAUAAAACACUGCAUCAAGCAGUGUGGAACUGUGUACAUAACUUCACAAAGGUACUGAUGCUGUAUAAUAAGAUUGGCACAGUUUUGUGCAGCUGUGGUUUUUGUAUUAUACACCAUGUAAAGCUUUUGCUUGUUAUGAAAUAAUAUAUCGCAUCAUUUUUCUAUAAAAGGUAAAAAUUCCAAGACAGAUUUUUUAAAAAAUCUGUUACAGCAUUUUUCCUGAGAUUAGGGCCCAUUUUAGAAAACCUUUAGUCGCAGCACAACCUUCAGAACUUGUAUAGGAAGUUUUUUUUAAUUUGUAAAUGUAUUUAAAUACAUGACGUUUUAUACAGCUUUAUUUUCACCUGUGUUAUAUUUGUAAUUCGUGUAGGUGUGAUAUUUCCCUUGUUAUUCCUUUGUUCCGUUUUUCUACCCGUGACAUAUUAAAGUGUUUUUUAGUGUACAGUAUAGUGCCUCCGCUUUUGGUACAACGUGACUUUCAUGCCUUUGGUCAGUUUGUGUUCUCUUGGUUUCUUUGUGUGCCUCGCCACUGAUGAUUCCCUGGUAUGGUUGGCUAAAGGGGAAUAUAUUGCUAUUUAAAUAUAAUGCAUACUAACCAUAGGAUUGCAUUGUGCCCUCCUGAUAGUUCAGCAGUGUAAAGCAGUGAGAAACUUUACACAGACACAAGUAAGAAACCAGGUUUGAUCAAGUCUCUGCUAAAUUAGUUGAUCCUGGCCUUGUCAGCAAUAUUUGCAAUUGACCUUUGAGUCCCUGGGUAAGAAAGAAGAAAGUUAGUCAAGUUUCCUCCUCUAAUAGCUAUUCAGCAAGAUCUGCUAGAAGUGCACGUGUGUAAAUAUCUGUUAAGGAUGGGACCAUGCUCAGCUGUCUCUCAAAGUUUGAUAGUCUGCCAAAGUUCACUGUCUGGCUUAGGCAUGAAUGCUUUCUUUGUAGAGUUACCUGAGGAUGACCAUUCAUAGAACUAAACGCUGGCAUUGACUAAAUGCUAAUAGAAAUGGUUGGGUGGGGGAAGAAACUUAUUGGGAAGCAUGAGUAUUUAUGUAACAAAGGGCAAUCUCAUAACAAUUAAUCUUCCAGUAGUGAGCGUCACUGCGCAGAGCACACUGCAGAAACCAAAAUAGACCGAAUAAACCCAUUUUUGUUUUAAAGCUUUGGCGUGAUUGGAAGGCACUUAUCCAGUCUUGAGGUUUGGUUGACUUUCACUACUGCUUGAGAUUUACUCUUGCAGUUUGCAAGCACCAUCUGAAGCCAUUGAUUAGAUUGCCAUGUUGUAAUCAGUCCCAGAUGUCCAUUAUUCUUUGUGUAAGUGAAAGACAUAUAUAAAAUAAUUUAGUAUCUUCUAGUACAUUCACCAAACUGCAAUGCAAAAAAGGUUUUUUAAAGAAGAAUGUAUUUUAAGAUGUAUGUGCAGUACUGUUUUUUGUGCACUGUAUGACCCAAGUUCUGUUUUACAGUAAAAUUACCAGUAUAAAAUA